Equus quagga is the source of this 3893-nucleotide messenger RNA. It is a transcript of the gene ELOVL2, whose product is annotated as ELOVL fatty acid elongase 2. Gene Ontology annotation, cellular component: endoplasmic reticulum; endoplasmic reticulum membrane. The record is from RefSeq and is a predicted model, not a curated record. The transcript is spliced from 8 exons. Gene Ontology annotation, biological process: very long-chain fatty acid biosynthetic process; fatty acid elongation, monounsaturated fatty acid; sphingolipid biosynthetic process. Gene Ontology annotation, molecular function: fatty acid elongase activity. The coding region runs from base 85 to 975 and encodes 296 amino acids. NCBI's taxonomy places the organism in Eukaryota, Metazoa, Chordata, Mammalia, Perissodactyla, Equidae.
GCCCUCGGGAGCGCGGGGCAGAGGGACGCUGGCUACCCUGGACAGCGCAUCGCCGCCCGCCCGCCCGGGUCGCGGCCGUGGAUCAUGGAGCAUCUAAAAGCCUUUGAUGAUGAAAUUAAUGCUUUUUUGGACAAUAUGUUUGGACCUCGAGAUUCUCGAGUCAGAGGAUGGUUCAUGUUGGACUCUUACCUUCCUACCUUUUUCCUUACUGUCAUAUAUCUGCUUUCAAUAUGGCUGGGUAACAAAUAUAUGAAGAACAGGCCUGCUCUUUCCCUCAGAGGUAUUCUCACCUCGUAUAAUCUCGGAAUCACACUUCUCUCCCUAUAUAUGCUGGUAGAGCUUGUUCUCUCCAGUUGGGAAGGAGGCUACAACUUACAGUGUCAGGAUCUUGCCAGUGCGGGCGAAGCUGAUAUCCGGGUGGCCAAGGUGCUGUGGUGGUACUACUUCUCCAAAUUAAUAGAGUUCCUGGACACAAUUUUCUUUGUUUUGCGGAAAAAAACCAGUCAGAUUACUUUUCUUCAUGUAUACCAUCAUGCCUCGAUGUUCAACAUCUGGUGGUGUGUUCUGAACUGGAUACCUUGUGGACAAAGUUUCUUUGGACCCACACUGAACAGUUUUAUCCACAUUCUCAUGUACUCCUACUAUGGGCUGUCUGUGUUUCCGUCUAUGCACAAGUACCUUUGGUGGAAGAAAUAUCUCACGCAGGCUCAGCUGGUGCAGUUUGUGCUCACCAUUACGCAUACCAUGAGUGCUGUCGUGAAACCGUGUGGCUUCCCCUUCGGCUGUCUCAUCUUCCAGUCUUCGUACAUGCUUACAUUAGUCAUCCUAUUCUUAAAUUUUUAUGUUCAGACAUACCGAAAAAAGCCAGUGAAGAAAGACAUGGAGGAUCCACCUGCAGGGAAAGAAGUGAAGAAUGGUUUUUCCAAAGCCUACUUGACCGCAGCGAACGGAGUGAUCGGCAAGAAGGCACAGUAACGCCGAGGGGCAGACAAAGCAUACAUAAUAGCCUAACAGAUUCGCUUGUUUUAAAGCAAAGACUGAAUUCAAAGUUAUAUAUGUUUUGACAUAAACUAAUUUCUUUUGAGUUUAUAAAUCAUUUGUACCCAAAUGUGUUAAUAUAUUGCUGUUAGGUUAAUCUGUUAACUGAAUGCUUCCAUCAGCAUUGAGGUGAGGCUGAGCUCUGUAGACCUCAGAAUCGGUGCCACUUCUCAUCCUCCCCUCUCGGUGGGACUGAACCCCUCCCCAGAAACGUCCUCAUUACGCCUUAUACACAGACAAAGCCGGGAAACAGGGAACAGUGUUCUUCACAGCAAGUCUGCAAAUAAAAAGUUAGGGUUUUGUUCAGAUUAAAAUGUUUAAAACAAAAUGUUAAUUGUCUUCUAAAUACAGGGUAUGUUCUAAUCUAUAUUAAGCAAUAAUUGUCAGUGCAUAAAGUAAUCAGCCCAUUUGUUAAGAAUCAACCCCAGGAAGUAUUGACAUGGGAUCAUAAAUGGGAAAUCCAGCAACUUUUCUCUCUUAAGUUAGAGUCCGUCAAAUUCCCACAACUGCUCUUAAUUCUCAACUUAAUGAUAUGGUAAUGAAAUUUGUAUUGUUUUUUAUUUUGAAGAUUCGUUUUUUUUAGGAAGAAAAAAAUAUUCUGUCAAACGCUCAUAGCUCAGGGGCUUUGGGUAGGAGCUCUCCAUUUUAAUUUGGUGUCCUUAAUUAUUCACAUAGUCAUGCGUACCCCUCCUGUUAAGUUCCCCCGGGUUAGGAUAUAGACAGACACAACGCUCAGUAUUACAAGCAGGAUCUAAAUCUGGGUGCCCAUUUCCUUUCUGAACAGGAACUCAAGCUCAGUCUGCCCUUUUCCUUAGAAUGAUAUAUCCCUAGAAUAUUUAUAAAUCAGAAUUAACAGAGCAACGGGGGCGCAAAAUAGACAUUGAAUUUGUCAACUAUUUCUCGUGAGCCUAUUUGUGAAUAUUCUCCCCAAAUACCUGCUAUCACUUUGCAGGUCAAGUUUUUGAAAGUAGGAAGAAAAAGAUGGAGGCCUAUGGAAAGAUCCCAGCAGUGAGCCACGGCUGGUAGUGAGCCACGGCUGGUAACGAGCCACGGUGAAAAGUCGUUUGGCAAACCCAGCACGCACGUCCUUCCCCCGCUGGGGUACUGCGAUCUCUGCUGAGACCCCAGCACAAGAGCAAAGGAAGGUGUUAAUGAAUAUUGUCUUUCUCCCUCAGUGGAGGACUGUUAUUUACUAUUAAACUGUACCAAGAAUGGAAACUAUUUUCUGAAGAUUUGAUACCCUAUAAAAUUGUUAUUUCUACCUGAUAAAACAAGACUUGCCAAUUUUGACACUUUAUUCUUUCCUACCUUUUUAAAAUAAGUUUUUAGGUCUUAACGUUGACAUCAAAUGCUUAAGUGCCGGAAAGGCGCUUUCACAUUGCCCCAACACAUUACGGUCCAUUUGGGGCACCUUUCUGUCCUUUUUUUUUUUGCCAUUUUUUUUCCCUGAGCUCUUUUUUCCCUGAGCUUUUAAAUUAUUUUUCCUGUUUUUUUUUUAAAAAAACGCUGACUUUUGUACUGACAUUGUACUGACUCUAACUUCUCUUUCCCGUCAACUCCCCUCUCAGGAUUCUGGCCCCUUUCCAAAAGGUGAGCGAUCCUAGUCCAGUCCUCCUGGUGACUGUGCUGUGUCCUCUGACGUCCCCUUCCCUGCCAGCUGCCCCAUCUCCAUUGCACAGACAUCUUCUGUCUGAUGCCCACUUGCUCUUGCAUUGAUUCCUCUAGUUUUCUAAAACUGAUUUGCUCUAGGGUGCUUAACCCCCACUUCCAUCCCAUUACAACUGUGUGUUGUAAGGAUUGUCUCCCAGAAACUCACUGUAAAAUAAGGGCUAGCUUGGAGUCUCACUAUUGUUGCUCCUCUAUGACAGAACACAAGCUGGGCUAAGGAGAAGCCCCUUUGGAGCAACUGAACUCUAGUUCAGUUUUAGGUCUCAAACAUGGGCUAAAAUCUGUUAUCCUAGUUCGUUCCAGGUAAAAAUGAGACUCGGACAUCCCUGGUCCUUCACUGUAUUAAGCUUAUUCUUAAUUGUCAGUGGGGCGCUCCAGUCUCACCACUCGGCAGCACUGCUGCGGUUCUGGAUGCCCUCCUGGGCUUCAUGUCUGCGAGCAGCCAGGGAUGCCAUCAUUCAGAGUGACAGGGUCACGCAGCUGUAAGUCAAGGCAGCUUGAAACUUCUCAGAUCAAAGGGGAAAACUUGGGUAGUUUACACUGUCAAGCUCAGUUUAGUUAGAGGUUCCAGGAUGCUUAUUUCCAAUUUGGUCUUUAAUUCUAGAGGAGCUUAAUAGAACACUUAUAGCCUUAAACCAUUCAAGGGCUGGUAAAAAUACACAGAACUAUCUUAGCCACAAUAUUUGAAUCAAGUGAAUAUUUUAAGCUGUCAUUAAGUGUUGCAACUUUAAAAAAACAAAAUGUUUACUUUGUGAUUUUCUUAAAACAAACUCUAGAAAAAAAAAUGUGUAUAAUCUGUUAUGGCAAAUGUUUUUUCCCAAAUAAAUGUCCUCUUACUCAUAGGAAUGAAAACACUUAAAUGAAUAUUGUAAGCAUAUCUGUUAAUAAUUCCCACAAUUUUUUAAGCUAACAAAAUAAUAGAAUAUUUACUUAAUAGAAUUAAACAAAUUUUCAACCCAUCAAAAUUAUAUAUUAAACUAUUUAGGCAUAUCGGGGGAUAAAGACCUCCCCACCCCCAUCAGAAAGGGAUUUCUUAUUUUUAAGGCAAAAUGGUAUUUACUGUGAUGGGCAGAACAGCACUUUGUGUGUAAGAGAACAUUCUAGUUCUUUCCAAUAUCAUUUUAUGCUGUUCCUGGGGGCUUAUUUGGAAAAUAAGGAUAUCACUUUUUUGGUUUUCCUUUGAAAGA